GCAACCAGCAACCGCCUGGUACCCGGCCGGCGCCCAGGACCGUCUGGGGGGAUUGGGGUUCACGGCAGGUGUGGCCAACUCCAGCCAUGUCGAGCGUGGUGGCUCAGUCUCUCCACAUCUUCGGGCUCCGCUCCCGAGUCGCCAACAAUAUUUGCUUCUUUGAUGAACAGACCAUCAUAUACCCCGCCGGGAAUUACUGUGUGAAGUACAAUGUCGACCAGAAAUGGCAGAGGUUCAUCCCAGGCUCAGAGAAGAGUCAGGGCAUGCUGGCUCUGGCCAUCAGCCCCAACCGCCGGUACCUGGCCAUCUCGGAGACGGUCCAGGAGAAGGCCACCAUCACCAUCUACGAGCUGUCGUCGGUCCCCUGCAGGAAGCGCAAGGUGCUCAGCAACUUCGACUUUGCGGUUCAGCGGUUCGUCAGCCUGGCCUUCUCUCCGGACUCCAAGUACCUCGUGGCCCAGACGGACCCUCCCGAGUCCAACCUCAUCUACUGGAUGUGGGAAAAGCAGAAAGUGAUGGCGACCGUCAGGACGGACACGCAGAACAAUCCGAUCUACCAGGUGAGCUUCAACCCCCAAGACAACACGCAGAUUUGCGCCACGGGCCACAACGUUUUCAAACUGUUCCGCUACGCGGAGGGAAUGCUGAAGCAGUCCAACUUCCAGAGGGGCGAGCCCCAGAAUUACCUCUCGCACACUUGGCUGUCGGAUGACAAAGUGGUCGUCGGCACCGAAGCGGGCAGACUCUUCCUCUUCGAGUCGGGGGACCAGCGCUGGGAGACGAGUUUACAGUACAAAGAGAGCUCGGAGGACUUGCAGAAGUCGGUACUGGACCAGGAAUCCGAGAGCCUGAUCACGUUCCCCGGGAUCAGCUCCCCCUUCCCGUCCCAGGACAACUUCUUCGAGGGCAGCAGCAUGCACCGGGCCUCCCUGCCUCGGGUCUCUGCCGUCGCCGCCUAUUCCAAGGGAUUCGCCUGCUCCGCGGGGCCCGGGACCAUCCUGCUCUUCGAGAGGGUGGAAGAGAAAGACACCUACCAGGAGAGCCGGGAAAUUCGGAUCCCCCCGGACCCCAACAGCAGCGACCCCAGCCAGUCCGUCAAGCAGGACAUCGUCUGCUUGUGCUUCAGCCCCUCCGAGGAGACGCUCGUCGUCAGCACCAACAAAAACCAGCUCUACAGCAUCUCCAUGUCCCUCAUCGAUAUCAACAAGGGGGAACCAGCCCACUUGGAGUACCUGCUGUUCCCGACGCACUCGGCGGCCAUCACGGGGCUGGCCACCUGCGUCCGCAAGCCCCUCCUGGCCACCUGCUCCCUGGACCGAUCCGUCCGCAUCUGGAACUACGAGACCAACAACCUGGAGCUGUACAAGGAGUACCAGGAGGAGGCCUACACAAUUUCCCUCCAUCCCUCGGGGCUGUACACGCUCGUGGGGUUCGCCGACAAGCUCCGCAUCAUGAACGUGCUCAUCGACGACAUCCGGAGCUUCAAGGAGUUCACCGUGCGAGGGUGCCGCGAGUGCGCCUUCAGUAACGGCGGCCACCUGUUCGCCGGGGUCAACGGCAACGUCAUUCACAUUUACACCACCACCAGCCUGGAAAACGUGGCCAACCUGAAAGGACACAACGGCAAGGUGCGCUGCGUAGUGUGGAGCGGCGACGACAGCAAGCUGAUCUCCUGCGGCACAGACGGGGCCGUGUACGAGUGGAAUGUGCUGAUCGGGAAGAGGGAGUCCGAGUGCGUGCUCAAGUCCUGCAGCUACAACUGCAUCACCAUCUCACCCGAUGCCAAGGUCAUCUUUGCUGUGGGCUCCGACCGCACGCUCAAGGAGAUCUCCGACUCUUCGAUCCUGCGAGAGGUGUCGUCCUUUGAUGUCGUCUACACGUCUGUGGUCAUCUCACACUCGGGCCGCAUGGUGUUUGUGGGCACCUCCGUGGGCACCAUCCGCUCUAUGAAGCAUCCACUGCCCUUACAGAAAGAAUUCAAUGAGUACCAGGGCCACUCCAGCUCUGUCACCAAGAUGAUCAUAACGACAGACGACCAGUUUCUGCUGACCAUCUCCGAGGACGGCUGUCUGAUGAUCUGGAAGGUCUUCGACAAGGACGGUCGAGGGGUGAAGCGGGAGAGGGAAGUGGGCUUCUCGGAGGAAGUGCUGGUCACCAAAACAGACAUGGACGAGAAGACCCAGGUGAUGCUGGAGCUGAAGACCCGGGUAGAAGAGCUGAAGAUGGAGAACGAAUACCAGCUCCGCCUGAAGGACAUGAAUUACACGGAGAAGAUUAAGGAGCUGACAGAGAAAUUUAUCCAGGAGAUGGAAUCCCUGAAGACCAAAAACCAGGUUCUGAAAACGGAGAAGGAAAAGCAGGAGACCCAGCACCACGAACAGGUCUGCGAGAUGUUGGAAAAACAACGGCGCGAGUUGCAGGACCUCGAGUGUGGCAACAGCCAGAAGCUGCUGCUGGAGUAUGAGAAGUACCAGGAGCUGCAGGUCAAGUCCCAGCGCAUGCAGGAGGAAUAUGAGAAGCAGCUGCGCGACACCGACGAGGCCAAGAACCAGGCCCUGGAGGAGCUGACCGAAUACUAUGAGAUCAAGCUGCACGAGAAAACCAGCCUGCUCGAAGAGGCACAGGAUGAUGCCCGGCAGCAGCUGCGGGAGUUCGAAGAAACAAAGAGACAGAUCGAGGAAGACGAAGAUCGAGAGAUCCAGGACAUCAAAAUCAAAUACGAGAGACGGCUCCGGGAUGAGAAAGAGAGCAACCUGCGACUGAAAGGAGAGACGGGAAUCAUGAGGAAAAAGUUCAGCAGCUUGCAGAAGGAGAUCGAAGAGCGCAGCAGCGACAUCGACACCUUGAAGAUGGAGCAGCUGAAGCUGCAGGGAAUCAUCAAGGCCUUGGAGAAAGACAUCCAGGGCCUGAAGAGAGAGAUCCAGGAGAGAGAUGAGACGAUUCAGGACAAGGAGAAGCGCAUCUACGACCUGAAGAAGAAGAAUCAGGAGUUGGAGAAGUUCAAGUUUGUGCUCGAUUACAAGAUAAGGGAACUGAAGAAGCAGAUCGAGCCCAGGGAGAAUGACAUUAAGGCGAAGAAGGAGCAAAUCCAGGAGAUGGAGUCGGAACUGGAGCGCUUCCACAAGAAGAACGUCCAGCUGGAACUGAACAUCACUGAGCUGCGGCAGAAACUCAAGGCCACAGACCAGGAGAUGCGCAAGGAGAGACAGAAGGAGCGGGACCUGGAGUCUCUGGUCAAGUGCUUCAAGAUGGACUUGCACAACUGCGUCGGCUUCAUCCAGGAUCCCCGGAAGCUGAAGGACGGGAUCCGCGGACUCUUUGAGAAGUACGUGCAGGAGGCCGACAUGGUGGAGAUCGUCGGGGUGGACACAGAUCUGCAGCAGGAGUACAUCCGGCAGCGCGAACACCUCGAGCGGAACCUGGCCACGCUGAAGAGGAAGGUGGUCAAGGAGAAUGAGCUCCAUAAGACGGACAACGUGCGCAUAAUGCAGGAAAACGUGAGUCUAAUCAAGGAGAUCAACGAACUUCGGCGAGAGCUGAAAAUCACUCGCACCCGAGUUCAACACCUCGAGUCAGCACUGAGGCUGAGCAAGAAAAGCAAGAAAUCAGGGCCCCUGGACACAGCUCCCGGCGGGGAUGUGCCCGGCGGCAGAGGGGUCACCAGGCUGAACCCGGAAGAGGAAAUGGAGAGGAUCAUAGAAACACAGCGGGUGGAAAUCAGGAGGCUGCGAGAGCAGAUCCAGCAGCAGGAGCAGAUUCCCGGCCUCCGUUCCCAAAUAAGCACCUAUCUCCCCUCCCUGAUAUCAGAGUAG
This is a messenger RNA of Tachyglossus aculeatus (Australian echidna), 3812 nucleotides long. It is a transcript of the gene CFAP57, whose product is annotated as cilia and flagella associated protein 57. Lineage: Eukaryota; Metazoa; Chordata; Mammalia; Monotremata; Tachyglossidae. The record is from RefSeq and is a predicted model, not a curated record. The coding region runs from base 87 to 3812 and encodes 1241 amino acids. Gene Ontology annotation, molecular function: protein binding. The transcript has 23 exons.